Messenger RNA from Oppiella nova, 765 nucleotides. NCBI's taxonomy places the organism in Eukaryota, Metazoa, Arthropoda, Arachnida, Sarcoptiformes, Oppiidae. The record is from the annotation of a GenBank genome assembly.
AUUUUGUUCAGAAAUCAAUUGAUUAGUGCAUUAUUAGUAUUUGUAUAUAAAGACUUUUUGACGUUUUUAUAAUUUUAAAACUUUAUAAAACUUUUAGUUUUAACUAUUAGAUUAUAAUAUUGUAAAAGUUUGUGUUAAAAAAACUGAUCAACAAUAUGGUGAAGGCCUGGUAUAUCAAUGAUGAGGAACUGGUCACCGAUGAAAGAGCUAAGAGAAGUGAACGCCAUCUCAAUCCUCCACAAUAUCUCAGUUUAGAUGACUUGAGACAUAGAACUGGUGUUCAAUAUGAACGGGUUAGUGUUGAUAACUACGAAACGGAGGACAGUUUGCAAGAGAUAUGCACUCAGAAGGGAUACUCGUAUUCAGAUGUGCUGGACAUACAUCCCCAGCGACUGGAAAACUAUAGCCAGAAGUUGGAAGCCUUCUAUACAGAGCAUAUGCAUCCCGACGAAGAGGUACGGCUGGUGCUGAAAGGGUCGGCAUAUUUUGAUCUCAGAGAUGUGGACAACAAUUGGAUACGUAUUGGGGUGGAGAAGGGAGAUAUGUUGAUAUUGCCCGGGGGCAGUUAUCAUAGAUUCACAUUGGAUUUGAAUGGAUACAUAAAGUUGUUCCGACUGUUCGGCUCCAAACCCGACUGGUCCUCAUUCAAUAGGCCGGCCGAUAGCCAUCCCGCCCGCAUCGCAUACGUCGAGAAGGCUAUUAUGGGUUUCUAAGAGCAUAACUGUCCACUUGUUUAGUGGUUACUAAUUAUGAAUUUGGUUUUGG